Molecule: messenger RNA, 4071 nt
Organism: Urocitellus parryii (Arctic ground squirrel)
Lineage: Eukaryota; Metazoa; Chordata; Mammalia; Rodentia; Sciuridae
Gene: Nfyb
Product: nuclear transcription factor Y subunit beta
Biological process (GO): regulation of transcription by RNA polymerase II
Cellular component (GO): nucleus; CCAAT-binding factor complex
Molecular function (GO): protein heterodimerization activity; DNA-binding transcription activator activity, RNA polymerase II-specific; RNA polymerase II cis-regulatory region sequence-specific DNA binding
Source: RefSeq, a predicted model, not a curated record
AGUGAUGAGAUAAACUGAUCAAUAAUAGCAGUGGCAUUAGUAARUAGAGGUUUUAUUGGUAAAGUAUUGAAAGUUUAACCAGAAUUCCUUAAAAGGCAAUUAUUCCUUCUCUGCACUGCUCUGGUAGCUUAAUUUAAAGAUUAUAUCGAUGCAAAACUCUGUGGUUGUUGAUGCCAAAGAAUGGAGGUUGGAGGAAGGGACUACUGCUUUUCUUGGAUACAAAUUUGCAUUUCUUCAAACAUUAAACAGAUGUAUGUAUUCCCUUGAGUUUUCACAUACAUCAUAACCUGCCUUUAAGAAAAUAUAUUCCAUAUGAAGCAGUAGUGUUUUUCUUCAAUGUACUGAACCUAAAUAUAUACUCAAUCAAGUAUUUGAGUGACUAGGGGGCUCUCACCUGCCCUCCCCAUUCUAAGUCAAGUAUAUAUAAAUAUGUGUGUGUGAAUGUGUGUAUGUAUAAUAUUUUAGGUGUUGUGAGCAUUAUUUUUUAAAGUCAUCCUAACCUUUUUUUUUGGGGGGGGGUAAUUACAAGGAAGAAAUUUUACUGGGCAGCUUUGGAUCUAGAAAGAGGGCACUCUAUGAAAAGACAUUGGAAAUUACUUUUUAAGAUUAUAGCAAAUGUCAGGCAGUCUUUGCUGACACUGCCUGGACCCUUUAGUGGCAUUUUAAAAAUUAAGCUCUGUGGCUACAAUAUUUUCUGCUCUUUACUAGAUUUCAUGCUUGAAUGCAAAUCAAUAUUUCUUUUCCCUCUAAAAUUAACACUAGAAAGAUGUUUUUGUUCUAUCAAGCCCCCCCUUUAAUUGUUUCAUUGAAAAAAGGAAAAGAGCAAAUGAGAAAUGAAGGUUGUAACAUUGUAAUUGAUACUAAUUUAUUCAGCUAUUUAUUCUGUGAGGUGAGACUGAAGUGCCAUUCAGAUGAAAUUUUAGUCCAAAAUGUUGGUGCUUCAAAAUGAUAAAAAGGGGCUUGAUUUUGUGUGUAUGGGUUUUUUUUUUUUGGGGGGGCAGGGAGUUUAUGUUCUCUGGACAGUGUGUAUGUUUUUCCCAGUAUAAUCUAAGGUACUUAAUUAAAAAGCAUAUUCUGAGAUAAAUGUCCCCUUUUUGAGCUUUUAAACACCCAAAUCUCACUCCGAAACUUUAAGAAAACUGUCAUCAAAAAAUUAUGUUGAUAAGUAGAGUACUUGUGUCCUGCCUGUUAAUAUUUCAAGUAAUUUAGAUGCAUAAUUUUCAGUUUCUUACACAGUAUAUAAUUUGGACCCUAUUUGGUGAACUGUGAUGAAUAUUUAAGAUGAGCGUGACUAAAUUCAGAGUUACAUUAGAAAAGCAAUUUCCCCAUGGAAUUAACUUUUUUGUUGAAAUUGGACAGAGAUUGGAUACCUUUUUAGAUAGGUGUUCUUGAGCACCACUGACAACACGGUUCUGACAGUAUUUCAUGACAAUGGAUGGUGACAGUUCUACAACAGAUGCUACCCAACUAGGAAUUUCUGCAGACUACAUUGGAGGAAGUCAUUAUGUGAUACAGCCUCACGAUGAUACUGAGGACAGCAUGAAUGAUCAUGAAGAUACAAAUGGUUCAAAAGAAAGUUUCAGAGAACAAGAUAUAUAUCUUCCAAUUGCAAACGUGGCUAGGAUAAUGAAAAAUGCUAUACCUCAAACAGGAAAGAUUGCAAAAGAUGCCAAAGAAUGUGUGCAGRAAUGUGUGAGUGAGUUCAUAAGCUUUAUAACAUCAGAGGCAAGUGAAAGAUGCCAUCAAGAGAAGCGGAAGACAAUCAAUGGAGAGGAUAUUCUCUUUGCCAUGUCUACCUUAGGCUUUGACAGUUAUGUAGAACCUCUGAAAUUAUAUCUUCAGAAAUUCAGAGAGGCUAUGAAAGGAGAGAAGRGAAUUGGUGGGGCAGUCACAGCUACAGAUGGACUAAGUGAAGAACUUACAGAGGAGGCAUUUACAAACCAGUUACCAGCUGGCUUAAUAACUGCAGAUGGUCAACAACAAAAUGUUAUGGUUUACACAACGUCCUAUCAACAGAUUUCUGGUGUUCAACAAAUUCAGUUUUCAUGAUCURAAGAAAUGACGGAAUGGGGAGUGGAGAGAAGUGAGCGUGUACGAUUCGGGAACAGAGACAUGAGAGGAAAUGACUGGUGAAGCGCUGUCUCUUUGUAUAUUAAGUAGCUGUAAUGUAGCUUCCUGAUGCUUGACUAAUUGAGGUGUUAAUUCUGACUUGAUGAGAAUCUUUUUCAUGAAUGAUUUUAAAGACAAAUUUGGAUUUUAAAGGUAUUAAAAUAUUUUUGUUUUGUACAAGAGUUUGUUGCUCUGUAUGACGCCUGUAUGCAUUGUAUAUUGCAAUUUAUUACUGUCAGAGAUUUGUAGACAGUUUCUUAUUUUCAUAUUGAAUCAUGUUACUUUUGUAAUUCAAGUAAGCAGCUGGGUUAAUUCAUKAUGUUUGCCCUUUUAAUAAAAUAUAAGRGUAGAGUUCAUUUUGAAUGCAAGUUGCCUUUAUUAUAAAUUUGAGUUUGUCUUAGCUAUGUAAUAWCUUGCAUGAUAACCUAGCUAGAUUUUUAGCACUUGCUGUAUUUAUUGAAAUUAAUUUUUUCUUUUUUUGUUAAAAAGCAUUCAUAGCUUAAGCAGCACCAAUGUUUUUUAAAUGUAAUUGAAUAAUUAAGUGUGAAUGCAGAAGCAAAUAUUGUCUGCCCUAUUAAACUUGGUGCCCAUUAACAGUGUUUACACUGUUCAUUGUGCCUGUUAAUGUAGUUUUAGUUACUGGAGCUUUUGUUUAACACUAGGUUUGUUUUUGAUUUAUGUUAUUAUGAAUGUUGGAAUUCAUUUCAGUUUAAUGUGGUCCUGGCACUCCUGAAAUGGUGCCCCUUUUGUUUGGUAUUUGAUUUUUUUYCAAAGUGUAUCUUCAGGUAUUAACAGUGUCCUCUUCCAGAAGAGUAUUUUACAGUCUGUUGAUAAAUGUCUUCAUUUUACCUUUUUAAUUGAAAUAUCAGGUUUCCUGUUUUAUCAUGGGAACCAAGAAAUAUUGGACAUCAUUGUGUAUACAGACCUUUUGCACGAGUGAGUGAACAAAAUGGAGUGAGUGCUGUGAARKUAUGAAGUAGAAGCAGUGUGCUGUCUUGAUCUUUGCAAUAAACUAAACUUAGAUAAUKUAACUUUGUAUAAUUUAGCAGUAUGUACUUGAGUUGUUGCUUUUUUAAAGUGAGGAUUUGUAUUUUCUCAUUAUUCUUUUUGGUGAUAUUAACUAAUAGGAGGGAUCUUUAAAUUGUAAUUUCAAAAGUGGCUAUUGGAUAGCUUGCAAGAAGGAAGCUUGGGUGUACACUGUAUGUGAGGGACAUCCAGGUGUCUGAGGUAGAGCAGUUUCCUAGAUACAGGCUGAGCAGACACGUUCACUUUGCUGGGAAAAACCUUUGGGAGCAGCAUCUCCGAAGUCGGUGACUCCCUCGCCUCCUACCCCCAUUCGAAAAAUAAUCUUUAUUAUAGAAAAUUCAAAAAGGAAAAAAGGGAGAGGGUGGUUAAGCAGAAUCCACAAUCAUCCUACUGUGUUGAAAUAACCAAUGWUAAUAUUUUGAUAAAUAUCAUUUGUCCUCUUACUUUGCUAAAUAUKUAUAUUUUUAUAAAAAUGGGCUCAUAUUGUGCAUACUGUUUUGUAACYUGCUUUUUUCACUUAACAAUAUAUUGUAAACAUGUUUCCCAGGUUAUGCAUAGUCUUCUGCAUCAUUUUUAUUGGUUUGUUACUCUGUUGUAUGACUGAAUCAUAAUUUAUUUAAUCGUCCAUUGGACAUUUUGACUACUGACAACUUUUUACAGUUAUAAACACUUCAAUGAACCUUGUGUACAUUCAUGACUUUUCUUGAAAUACAUUCUUAGAAGUAGAAUUGCUUAGGAGUAGAAGUAGCAGAUGYUAAGGCAUCUGAUACUUACAUAUAGAUAUAUUUUUGAAAUAUCUUCCAUUUGGCCCAAAUAUUGAGCCACUUUAUUUGACAAAAGCAUUUUUUAGUUAUCACAUUUAUACUCUAAAAUUUUUAAGAUUGGGUGUAUUUUGGCUGGGGAUGUAACUAAGUUGUGAGCUCUAGCCUAGCAUGA